AUGGCCCCCUCCGAAGACGGCGUCAUCCCCUCGCACAAGCGAUCCCAAGACGCAGCAAGCAUUUCUGGCUCGUCUUCCAGCAGCGACGACUCAGCCCGUCGCAGAAAGCGUCGCGAGCGCAAGGAGCGCAAGAGGAAGAACGGCGAGACAGCUGCGAUUAACGGCGCAAAGCCCAAUGCUUUCUCGCAGCGUCGCAACAGCUUGGCUAAAGCUUCCCGAGACCCCCGCGAUGAACCCAUCCCCAAGAAGCGUCGCGCUUCUGUUGUUCCUGAGGAGGGAAGCGCUGUUGUCAAGGCCAGCAGAUCGCCCAGCCCUGUGAUUGACUUUGACGGUCUCAGCAGACCCAGCCGUGGAACGCGAGAGCGUCGGGAAGAGACGGAGGAGCAGCAGGUCGAGCGACUGGAUCGCAUGCGAGGUGCUGUGCGCACUCUUCUCGAAUGUGUCGGCGAGGAUCCCGAUCGAGAGGGUCUUCUCGAUACGCCUUCGCGCUAUGCAAAGGCGCUUCUAUUCCUGACCAAGGGGUACCAGGUCAACGCCGAAGACAUUGUCAACAACGCUCUGUUCAGAGAAGGACACAGCGAGAUGGUCAUUGUCAAGGACAUUGAAGUCUUCUCUCUCUGCGAACACCAUCUUGUACCAUUCACCGGCAAGAUGCACAUCGGUUACAUCCCUAACGAGACCGUCAUUGGCCUUUCCAAGCUCCCCCGAAUCGCCGAGAUGUUUGCUCGACGUCUUCAGAUCCAGGAGCGUCUGACCAAGGAAGUCGCCCAUGCCAUCAUGGAGAUCCUCAAGCCCCAGGGUGUUGCUGUGGUCAUGGAGUCGAGCCACCUGUGCAUGGUGAUGCGUGGCGUCGAAAAGACUACCACCAGCACCAUUACCAGCUGCGUUCUCGGCUGCUUCGAGCGCAAGUCCAAGACACGCAACGAGUUCCUCAACCUCAUCGGCAUUAACAAGAGAUAA
Messenger RNA from Fusarium venenatum, 960 nucleotides. RefSeq lists its product as uncharacterized. The record is from RefSeq and is a predicted model, not a curated record. Gene Ontology annotation, molecular function: GTP binding; GTP cyclohydrolase I activity; zinc ion binding. Gene Ontology annotation, biological process: tetrahydrofolate biosynthetic process; tetrahydrobiopterin biosynthetic process. NCBI's taxonomy places the organism in Eukaryota, Fungi, Ascomycota, Sordariomycetes, Hypocreales, Nectriaceae. Gene Ontology annotation, cellular component: cytoplasm.